AUGGCCACGAAUGAAGACUCACCUCCCAUUCCUAAGACGACACUUCAAAAUCUCAAUCACCUAGGCCGUCGACUCUUUUAUGAGGCUUUUGGUUGUGAAACUCGAAUGCAAGAUGCAACCACUCGCUCCGUCCAAAAGGAGCGUUCAACUGCUUUUGCAACCGACCCUGAUUCGCAUGGGCCCGAGGAAGUCGAGGAAAACCUCGAUAUGAACGGGACCUUUGAAGAUUCAAAAAAUUCACCUUGGAACCAAACCAUUAUCCAUAGACUGGCUAAGCAAGCAAGCGCGAUAGCAGCGAAUACUCCAAGUCUGUUGCAAUACGGUACUCCCGAUUGGUGGAGGCGUUGGUUCGAAAGACGGAUCCACACUGUGCUUAGGACAGCCUUCAAGGGGAAGGAAACGCAAGGGGGGGAACCCAACCCAUCUGAUAAUGGCACAAUUUCGGGCAAUAGGCUGGAUAAAUACGAUAGGCGGCUGCUAAUCGCCAUUGAAAUGCAGAUAGAAACUCAGCAGAAGGAGGAACAAGAGGGGGUGGAAUUCUGGUCGUUUGUCCUUCGUUCAGUACGCGAGUUAGACCUGGCUGGCAUCUCCGACGACGAAGACUCGGAGAUUGAGGGACAAAAAGUCAAACUCGUUCAUCAACUCGACUUUCGCCAUCCAGAUUUUCGUCCGCUGUUUGAGAUGGUGGAUCACACAACGCCCGAGAAGCUUUCGCGACAUGGACGACAGCGGCCUCGAGGAGUGCUAAGCCCUCUGGUGACGGAGCGUGAGCCACCAUCUGGCAUCGCUCCUGAACGCUUUAAACCAGAGUAUCUUGCAGCGAUGAGAGCUGGCCAAAAACCACAGAUAAGGCUGGGGCACAGGGAUUACCCCGUGGCACAUUUUGAAUCCUUCAUGAACAGGAAGAGACAAGAGGGGCUAGCGUCUGGGAAUGAACUCAGAAUCUCCGUCAUUCCGGCGGGUCACCACACAAUCAUACACACCGAACCAGCGCCAGUCUUUCGUUCCUUCCUUACACACACACUCUCUCUCGCAGUUACCCUACUUGCAUUGUUUUAUCACAAGUCGUUCCCUCAAAUUUUUUCUGCAUUCCUUGCAUUUAUCACACUUUUCUUAUUAUACCUCCUAUGGUACCGAUACCAAUACGAUUACCGCUGA
This is a messenger RNA of Marasmius oreades (fairy-ring Marasmius), 1158 nucleotides long. RefSeq lists its product as uncharacterized. The record is from RefSeq and is a predicted model, not a curated record. Bases 1 to 1158 code for a protein of 385 amino acids. The transcript is spliced from 4 exons. Lineage: Eukaryota; Fungi; Basidiomycota; Agaricomycetes; Agaricales; Marasmiaceae.